AUGCCCAAGGAGAUCAAGCUGCAGCACUCGCUCGGCCAGCACCUGCUCAAGAACCCGCUGGUGACGGCAGCGAUGAUCGAGAAGGCGUCGAUCAAGAGCACCGACGUCGUCCUCGAGAUCGGCCCCGGCACCGGAAACCUCACCCUCAAGCUCCUCGAGGCGGCGAAAAAGGCGCUCGCCAGCGCACACCGCCUUGCGCACACAAACCGCACACGCGCAUUGCGCCCCGCACCACCGCCGCACACAGCACGGCACAUGCGGCGCUCUCGCGAGUGGGUGGUCGCCGUCGAGCACGACGGGCGGAUGGUCGUCGAGCUCCAGAAGCGGCUGCACGGCACCGCAGAGGGGCGGCGGCUGCAGCUGAUCCACGCCGACGUGAUGAAGGUGCUGGAGGAGACGGGGUUCGCCGAGGAGCGCACCGCGAAGCUGGACCAGGACGACUUCCUCAGGCUGCUCGCCGCCUUCAACGCGGUGGGCAUUCACUUUGCCGGUUGCUGA
Molecule: messenger RNA, 498 nt
Organism: Emiliania huxleyi CCMP1516
Lineage: Eukaryota; Haptophyta; Isochrysidales; Noelaerhabdaceae
Exons: 5
Coding region: 1-498 (165 amino acids)
Biological process (GO): rRNA methylation
Cellular component (GO): mitochondrial matrix
Molecular function (GO): rRNA (adenine-N6,N6-)-dimethyltransferase activity
Source: RefSeq, a predicted model, not a curated record